UUCACCUUCUUCUGCUUUUCUCAUUCUAGGAUUUGGACACUGAAGGACUAUGGGCCAAAACAAUCACACUUCUCUGCACGGUUUUAUUCUGCUCGGCUUCUCGGACCAUCCCAAACUGGAGAUGGUCCUAUCAGGAGUUGUCACUCUCUUCUACUUCAUUACGUGGGUGGGUAACACAGCCAUCAUCCUUGCAUCUCUCCUGGAUUCCCAUCUCCACACACCGAUGUAUUUUUUCCUCAGGAACUUAUCUUUCCUGGAUCUAUGUUUCACAACCAGCAUCAUCCCUCAGAUGCUCGUUAAUUUGUGGGGACCUGACAAGACCAUCAGCUAUGUGGGCUGUGUCACUCAACUCUACGUUUAUAUGUGGUUGGGUUCCACUGAGUGCCUCCUCCUCGCUGUUAUGUCCUAUGAUCGUUUCACAGCUAUUUGUAAGCCUCUGCAUUAUUUGGUAAUCAUGAAUCCACAUCUCUGUCUCAAGAUGAUAAUCACAGUCUGGAGCAUUAGUUUGGCUGUUUCUGUAUUAUUAUGUACACUCACCCUGAAUUUGCCUCGAUGUGGAAACAACCUUCUGGACCAUUUCUUGUGUGAGUUGCCAGCUAUGAUCAAGAUAGCUUGUAUAGACACCACGACAGUUGAAAUGUCUGUUUUUGCUUUGGGCAUUGUCAUUGUCCUUACACCACUCGGCCUUAUUCUUAUAUCCUAUGGCUACAUCGCCAAAGCUGUGCUGAGAAUAAAGUCAAAAGAAGGCCAACAAAAAGCAAUUAAUACCUGUGGAUCUCAUCUCACUGUCGUGUCCAUCUUCUAUGGAACUAUUAUCUAUAUGUACCUGCAACCAGGUAACAGUGCCUCCAAAGACCAGGGAAAGUUCCUCACCCUCUUUUACACAAUUGUCACUCCAAGUCUUAACCCUCUCGUUUAUACCCUGCGGAACAAGGACAUGAAGAAUGCAUUGAGGAAGCUGGUGAGAGUUGACCGUGAAUCUACAAAAUCAAAGAGGGACCAAAAGUCAUAGAAUCGUAUUACCCUGGAUAAGACAAUGAAAAACAUUUUCUAAUUGUCUUUCUUUGUUUUAUUCAAGUGCAAUAAACACACAGUGUUAUAUUAGUUUUAGGUAUACAAUGUGAUUCAACAAUUCUAUACAUUUAUCAAUGCUCAUCACGUGUACUUUCAAUCCCCUUUAUCUAUUUCACCCAUCUCCUCACUCACCUCGCCUCUAGAAAUUACUAAUUCCCUAUACUUAAGAGUCUAUUUUUUAUCUCUUUCUUUUCUUUGUUUGUUCAUUUGCUUUGAUGCCUAAAUUCCACAUAUGAGUGAAAUCAUAUGGCCUUUGUCUUUCUCUGACUGACUUAUUUCACUUAGCAUUACAUGCUCUUACUCAACCAUGUUAUGGUGGAUUUUGCAGCAAGAUUUUGUUCUUUUUAUGGCUGAGUAAUAUUCCAUUGUGUUUAUAUACCACAUCUUGUUUAUCCAUUCAUCUAUCAGUUGGCACUU
This is a messenger RNA of Felis catus (domestic cat), 1491 nucleotides long. RefSeq names its product olfactory receptor 2W1. Gene Ontology annotation, biological process: G protein-coupled receptor signaling pathway. The coding region runs from base 50 to 1012 and encodes 320 amino acids. Lineage: Eukaryota; Metazoa; Chordata; Mammalia; Carnivora; Felidae. Gene Ontology annotation, molecular function: G protein-coupled receptor activity; olfactory receptor activity. Gene Ontology annotation, cellular component: membrane. The transcript has a single exon. The record is from RefSeq and is a predicted model, not a curated record.